AUGGAAAAGAAAGAGAAAUCUAAAGGGCUUUCACUUCGACGAAAGAGAAAAAAGUCUAAGAAGAAGCACAAAGGAGUCGAAGAUAAAGCACAAACAGUUGAGAACGAAGGCGAGACUGAAGAAAAUCUUGAAGAGAAAUUUUCCUGGAAAGAAAGCGCACCGGAACUAGGCGAACUCUCAGUCGCUCCAUUGUCACCAGAAACGAAGCAAGAGGAAAKUCUUUGUGAUGAUUUGAGCCCUGGAAAAGAGCUUGAGGAGAAUGAGGGAAGUGGAAAUGAAAACAAACCUAAAGAAGGCGCUGAAGAAAAGGAAAAAAUUUCUAGAGUUCAAAAAUUCAAACGAUGGGCGAGCUUUACGAAACAGAAGAAGACGAAUGACUCGGUUGUCAUUGAGAAUGAGUCGCUUGACCUGGAAAAUUCUAAACCCACCAAAUCUUCGAUCCAGAACACCGAGUCUCUCGAUGAUCGGACGACUGAACUUCAUUUGAUCGAUGAGAGUUUACCUGGAGAAAAAGUAGAAGAUAUGGAAAACUCUGUGAAUGAAGAAGCAGUUAACGAACAUGAAGAUUCAGAAUGCCCUCCUUUGCCCGAGAAACAGCGAAGAAGAUCAGUCAGCCUUGACGAAACAACAGACAAAGAAAACUAUAGUCUAUCCCCUGAUAGUACCCAAAGAACAAGGUCUGCGAGCUUUGGAAAAGGGAACAUCCUUAGCUCGUUGACAGCAAGUCUUCGACGCGAGAAAACGAGAAAAAAAUCUCAAGAGAAAGAUGUCUCCGUGGAACAAGAUAACGAAAAAGCAGGUAACCAAAACGAAGAUGAAAUAUCAGAACCCGUUAUUGAGGCAUGUGCAAGGAAUAUACAGAACAAUGAAGACGUUAAUGAGGUAGAAAACGAACUUGAACAAAAGACACAAAAUUCUGUUGUUGACGACGAAGAAGAACAGCUUAAUGUCACAGCAACAGGUGAUGAGAAGAAAGAACCGCAAAACAUCGAAAGUCCAGUGAAAGAUGAACAACCAAAGAAGAAAAAGAAAAGUUUUCUCCGUAAAAUAUCCAGUAAAAAUCUGAAGGCAAGUAAGAAAGACGAGACAACAGAACCAAAAAAGCUUGAAAUAAGUGCUCCAUUGUUGGUCAAAUUCGAGAGCGUAACCGGAAAAGUGAGUCCAGAAAAACCCAACAAGAGAAAAAAGAGCGGACUGAAUAUAAAACUACCCAAAGCUUUGAAAAGAGUAAAAUCAACGGAGUACGAGGCGAUUGGAGAAGCAAAGGCCGAAAAAGAAAUCGAAACGGAUGAAAAGUUCGUACAAAACAAUCUCGAGAAAUCAAAGGAGGUGGAAGAGGAAAACGAACAAAGCCAGGAAGAAGGUACCGUAAAUUUGGAAAGCGUUGAAAAAGUUCAAGAAAGUGUAGAGAGUGAUAAAAUUGCUGGGAUUGAAGUGGGUAAGUCCGACUAUUCCAAAGAAGAGAAUAAAGAUGGGGAGACGUACUCUUUCUGUCGUGCGCUGAUGAAUGAUGUUCUUAAAGAACUCGUAGACCGCGUGACGAAAACAGAACAGGAUGACAAUCCAAGUGAAGAGAAUAACGUCGUGAGGGGAACGAACGACAUGCUGACUUCCAUAGCUGAAGAGACAAAAACAAUCGAAGAGGAGAAAAAGUUCAAUGAUGAAAUUAAGGAAGAAGAAGAGAAGUAUAGUGAGGAACAGGGUGACAAUCCAAGUGAAGAGAAUAACGUCGUGAGGGGAACGAACGACAUGCUGACUUCCAUAGCUGAAGAGACAAAAACAAUCGAAGAGGAGAAAGAGCUAAAUGAUGAAAUUAAGGAAGAGAAGUAUAAUGAGGAGCUGACGCAUCAUGAAGAUGAUGCUAGUGUCCAAGGAGAAAACGAGGAGAUGGUUGAAGAGAAAAGCAGUGAGCUUACCACAUCAGUGAAGGAAGAAGACCAAAAGCAGCUAGAGAAAAGAAAAGAAAACACUGAGCAUGAUAUAACCGAGCAGGAGAAGAACGAAGAUGAAAGAGAAUCUCAAGAUAUCGAGAACAGUUCCCAUGAAACUGAGGAAAAAAUUGUUCAAGAGCCGAAACAACACGAAGGCGAGCCGAAUAAACUAGAAGUGAGAUCGCAACCUGAAGACAUAACAACACGAAACGAAGACGAGGUAAAACAACCGAAAGGCGAGCCGAAUAAAUUCGAAGAGGAACCGCAACCUGACGCAAUGAUAACACAAUCUGAAGUCGAGGAGAAACAACCCGAAGAAAUGCCAACACGACCCGCGCCCGAAGGCGAGCCCAAAGAAUCCGACGAUACUUUACAGCGAGAGCAGGAUAAUCAAGUUUUGGAGCAGAAUGAAUCGCAACCAUCUGAAGCAUCUUCUGAAAAAUCUACAAAUGAACUGCAACCCGACGAUGAUAAGGCCAUGGCAUCCGAAGGUACGUCCAACUUGUAUAAGAACGAAGUUAGCCUGCUGGAGCGGAGUAUCGAGGUAUCAAUGAAGACCAAAGCCCUGGUGGACAGCUACAUUCUCAUCGACCACUCAUUUCAGCUCUCGCAGGAAUUCCUAAAACAAGUUGAAUUGAUGGACUUGAACUAUUCAAAAAAGCGCAAACCAUUCUGCAGUAUCAUGUAACUAAGAACCUGAUGGACUUAAAACAGUGGAUGAGA
Actinia tenebrosa (Australian red waratah sea anemone) is the source of this 2654-nucleotide messenger RNA. RefSeq names its product titin homolog. Lineage: Eukaryota; Metazoa; Cnidaria; Anthozoa; Actiniaria; Actiniidae. The record is from RefSeq and is a predicted model, not a curated record.